AUAACAUAAAGCAAUCAAAAUCAAAAUUUCAUGAUCUGUGAGAGAGAGAGAGAGAGAGAGAGAAUUAAACCAUGGGAAAUUGUUGUUGCCAAUCAUCGUUGUUGUUCGGAGUAGGCGAGAGAGAAACUCACCCGGAAAAGGAAAAUCAGCAACCCUACCGCAACCACAAUCACAACGCUAUCUUCUCUCAGAGUCAGAGUCAGAGUCAGAGAGAGACUAUGACUGUUUCUGUGUCUGUGUCUGUAGCUGAUGAUCCUUCAUCGUUCUCGGAGUUCUCCUUGGCAGACCUGAAAGCCGCGACAAAUAAUUUCAGCUCGGAGUUUAUCGUUUCGGAGAGUGGAGAAAAAGCACCGAACGUGGUUUACAAGGGUCGGCUCCAGAACACGAACCAGAACCCGAACCAGAAUCGCCGUUGGAUUGCUGUGAAGAAGUUCAGCAAAGCUGCUUGGCCCGAUCCGAAGCAAUUCGUGGAAGAAGCUUCUGGCGUUGGGAAAUUGCGGCAUCCGAGGCUCGCUAAUUUGAUCGGUUACUGUUGCGAUGGCGAUGAGAGGCUUCUCGUUGCUGAGUAUAUGCCUAACGACACUCUCGCCAAGCAUCUCUUCCACUGGGAAAAUCAGACAAUUGAGUGGGCCAUGCGCUUAAGAGUUGCUCUUUAUAUUGCACAAGCUUUACAUUAUUGCAGUUCUGAGGGUCGUCCAUUAUAUCAUGACUUGAAUGCUUAUAGGGUUCUUUUCGAUGAGGAUGGUGAUCCACGCCUCUCCUGCUUUGGUUUAAUGAAAAACAGCAGGGAUGGAAAAAGUUAUAGCACGAAUCUUGCUUAUACGCCUCCUGAAUAUUUAAGAAAUGGAAGGGUCACCCCUGAAAGUGUCAUUUACAGCUUUGGAACUGUUCUUCUAGACCUCCUAAGUGGCAAGCACAUCCCUCCAAGUCAUGCACUUGAUAUGAUACAGGGAAAAAACAACAUGCUGUUAAUGGAUUCACAUUUGGAGGGGAAGUUUUCUACUGAAGAAGCAACAGUAGUAGUUAGUCUUGCCUCUAAAUGUUUGCAAUAUGAACCGCGGGAGCGGCCUGAUACAAAGGAUUUGGUCACAACACUUGCUCCAUUGCAUACAAAACCUGAUGUUCGUUCUCACAUCAUGCUUGGAAUUCCAAAGCACGAGGAAGCUCCAUCAACCCCACAACGACCUCUUUCAGCAAUGGGUGAGGCUUGUUCAAGAAUGGACCUCACAGCAAUACACCAGAUCUUGGUCGCAGCACACUACAGAGAUGAUGAAGGAACUAAUGAGUUGUCGUUCCAGGAGUGGACUCAGCAGAUGAGAGAUAUGCUGGAGGCAAGGAAGCGUGGAGACUAUGCAUUCCGUGACAAGGAUUUUAAGACAGCCAUUGAUAACUAUUCCCAGUUUAUUGAUGUGGGAACAAUGGUCUCCCCCACCGUUUUUGCAAGGCGCAGUCUAUGCUAUCUGUUAUGUGAUCAACCAGAUCCUGCGCUACGAGAUGCAAUGCAAGCACAAUGCGUUUAUCCAGACUGGCCCACGGCUUUCUACAUGCAAUCAGUAGCUCUUGCAAAGCUGGACAUGCACAAGGAUGCUGCUGAUAUGUUAAAUGAGGCAGCAGCAUUGGAAGAGAAGAGGCAAAAAGGAGCGAGAGGCUCAUAGUUGUAUGCAUUGUGCAAAUUUGAGGGUGCCAAGUUCUUGUAUAAAGGUUGAGCUGGGAAGCAAAAACUAACGUUUAAAUCUGAACUAAAAAUGUGUCAGAGAAAUACAACACUGGGGGAGUAGAUAGCACUUGCACGUUGUUUCACCUAUUUAUAGGAAUCGGUCAUAACUUGAAAACUGUGCUUAUGCACUCUAAAUUGGGAAGGAAUACCGGUGAUUUUUCCUUUGUUAAUGAAAUUGAUUGUUUGAUGCAUACUUUGUUACUAUCAACCAGGUGUUGAUUCAGGUUAUUCUAUCGCCUGACUAGUCAAGGCGAUGAUGUUCAUAACAUUAUAUUAUACCUGCAUCAUCUACAUGGAUAAUAUUUAUAC
Molecule: messenger RNA, 2026 nt
Organism: Gastrolobium bilobum
Lineage: Eukaryota; Viridiplantae; Streptophyta; Magnoliopsida; Fabales; Fabaceae
Product: serine/threonine-protein kinase BSK1-like
Exons: 8
Coding region: 72-1655 (527 amino acids)
Biological process (GO): brassinosteroid mediated signaling pathway; protein phosphorylation
Molecular function (GO): protein binding; ATP binding; protein kinase activity
Source: RefSeq, a predicted model, not a curated record